AUCACACAACCACGACACCUCCGUGAGACAACAUGAAAGCGUUCUUGGUAUUAGCUGCUGUGGCGACUCUCGGCUCGGCGCGGCCCGAGGCAGGGUACAGUUACAAUGCUCCCGGUGGCGGAGGCCUCGGCGGAGGUCUCGGUGGAGGCCACGGCGGCGGCCACGGCGGCAGCAUCGGCGGUGGUCACGGAGGCGGCUUCUCCUCCGGCGGCCUGAGCUCUAGCAGCUUCGGCAUUAGCGGCGGUGGUGGCGGAUUCUCAUCCGGCGGAGGAUUCUCAUCCGGCGGUGGAAUCAGCAGCGGCUUCGGCGGUGGAUUCGGCGGCGGUGCCGGCGGCGGUUUCGGCGGCGGUGCCGGUGGUGGCUUCGGAGGCGGCUCCGGCGGCGGAUUCGGCGGCGGCUUCGGUGGUGGCCCCAUUGUCCAGAAGCACAUCUACGUGCACGUCCCACCCCCAGAACCUGAAGAACAACGUCCCCAAGUGAUCUCCGGAGGUGGCGUUGCCCAGAAACACUACAAGAUCAUCUUCAUCAAGGCCCCGGCUCCUCCCGCGCCCCAAGUGCCCAUCAUCCCCGCUCAAGCUCAAAACGAGGAGAAGACCCUCGUAUACGUGCUGGUCAAGAAACCCGACGAACAGCCCGACAUCACCAUCCCCACCGCUGCCCCCACCCAGCCCUCAAAACCCGAAGUUUACUUCAUCAAGUACAAGACCCAGAAGGAGGCUGGUGGUAUUGGCGGUGGUAUCGGCGGUGGUUCUGGACUCGGAGGCGGUCUUGGAGGUGGUCUUGGAGGUGGUCUUGGCGGUGGUCUUGGCGGUGGUCUUGGCGGUGGUCUCGGCGGUGGACACGGUGGCAGCAUUGGUGGUGGAAUCUCCGGUGGCAGCAUCGGUGGUGGUAUCUCUGGUGGUAGCAUCGGCGGUGGUCACGGAGGAAGCAUCGGAGGUGGAAGCAUCGGUGGUGGCAGCAUCGGAGGCGGGCACGGUGGCUCCUCAGGUGGAGUCAGCUCCUCGUAUGGCCCCCCCGGCCAGUCCGGCCCCUAUUAAACAGCGCACAAAGCGCUUCCCAAUGUGAUACCUGCUCUGCCGGCGAACCUAGUUAUAAGUAGAGAAAAAAUUACGGUGCCUAAAUGUAUUUAUGUAAAUAGUAAUUUUAAUUAAUUUUAGUUGUAUGAUAAAGUUCUUUUGCAUAAAACUUA
This is a messenger RNA of Diatraea saccharalis (sugarcane borer), 1189 nucleotides long. NCBI's taxonomy places the organism in Eukaryota, Metazoa, Arthropoda, Insecta, Lepidoptera, Crambidae. The record is from the annotation of a GenBank genome assembly.